Phyllopteryx taeniolatus (common seadragon) is the source of this 5002-nucleotide messenger RNA. RefSeq names its product lysophosphatidylcholine acyltransferase 1. The transcript has 14 exons. Gene Ontology annotation, molecular function: calcium ion binding. Bases 359 to 1984 code for a protein of 541 amino acids. The record is from RefSeq and is a predicted model, not a curated record. Lineage: Eukaryota; Metazoa; Chordata; Actinopteri; Syngnathiformes; Syngnathidae.
AUGUCCGGCGCAUGCGCAGAGACAGGGCGGCGGAAUCGUGGCUCCAGUCCGUUAGCAUCCCGAGCUAGCGGAUCGCAGCCUUCUGCGCAACGGGGCUGACGAACAAGGCGACUCGGCGUCCAGAUAAAGCCGACUUCAAGUGACCCCGCCUAAUCCAAAGCUAACCAUUAUCCCUCCAUGGUGCCCGAUGAAGGGAGAUAGCGUUAAUAACCACGCACCGUCGCCGUAAUUAGCCGCCGAGCGCGAUACAGGCGAAGACUGCAACUGCGAAGUGUCUCUUCCGGAGCGUCGUUCAAAUUCGCGUCUGCCUUUUUUGGGGGGAUAUUUAGGGCGCACUCGACACAUAUUUGUGGUCGCGAUGAGGCUGGGGGCUCGCGGACAACGUGCGAUGGACGCCGACGGGAAGAAGCUGGACCGAGCGCCUCCGUUCAGAAACCCUUUUGUACACGUCUUGAAAUUCACCGCCAUGGAAAAGGCCAAGAUAGCAGUUAUGACAGUCACGCUAUUCCCCAUCCGUCUACUCGUAGCUGCAUCUAUGAUGCUGCUGGCUUGGCCUUUUGCGUUUCUGGCCUCAGCGGGACACUCUGAGACUGCUGUCGAACCGCAGUGCCUCUGGAGGAGACUGGUUGACAUCAUUUUGAAGAUCAUCAUGCGGGUCAUGUGGUUUGCGGGCGGCUUCCAUUGGAUAACUGUUAAAGGGCAGCGGGCGUUGCCCACCGAAGCACCCAUUCUCACUCUGGCGCCCCACUCUUCCUACUUUGAUGCUAUACCAGUCACCAUGACAAUGGCCUCCAUUGUCAUGAAAGCAGAGAGCAAGGAUAUACCCGUGUGGGGAACUUUAAUAAAGUACAUCAGGCCAGUGUUUGUAUCAAGAUCAGACCAGGACUCGAGAAAGAAGACUGUGGAAGAGAUCAAACGCAGAGCCCACUCUGGAGGGGAAUGGCCACAGAUAAUGAUUUUUCCAGAGGGCACCUGCACAAAUCGAUCCUGCCUAAUCACCUUUAAGCCAGGGGCCUUCAUCCCAGCUGUACCAGUGCAGCCAGUUGUGAUGCGAUACCCAAACAAACUGGACACAAUCACUUGGACGUGGCAAGGGCCUGGAGCGUUUAAGAUCUUGUGGCUGACACUAUGCCAGCUACACAACGUGUUUGAAAUAGAGUUCCUUCCAAUCUACACUCCCUCUGAGGAAGAGAAAAGGAAUCCUGUUCUGUUUGCUGUCAACGUGAGGCAUGUCAUGGCCAAAGCCCUGGGGGUCCCCAUCACAGAUUAUUCAUUUGAGGACUGCCAGUUGGCAAUGGCAGAAGGCCAGUUAAGACUGCCAGUUGACACCUGCCUGUUGGAGUUUUCCAAACUUGUCAGGAGGCUGGGGCUUAAACCCCAAAACCCCGAAAAGGUUCUUCAGGAUUAUGGGAACAGAUCCAGAAAGCUGCAAGGACAGAAGCUGUGCUUUGAUGACUUUGCUCAGUUCUUGGAUGUGCCCGUUUCAGAUAUGUUACAAGACACAUUUGCCCUUUUUGAUGAGCAUGAAGAUAACAGCGUGGAUAUCAGAGAAUAUGUGGUAGCCUUAUCUGUUGUAUGCAGGCCUUCCAAAACUCUGGAAACACUGAAAUUGGCCUUCAAGAUGUUUGAGGCCGAGGAGGAUGGCGCUAUCACAGAGCCCGAGUUGGCAGUUAUUCUCAAGACCGCUUUGGGAGUGAGUCACCUCAGUGUCACCUGCUUGUUUGCUGCCAUUGAUAGUGAAGGCGCGGGAAAGAUCACAUUCGAGAAUUUCCAGAGCUUUGUGGAAGAACAUAGUGACUUGGGAGAGGAGUACCUGUACCCGAAAAAUUCUGGCCUCCUCAGUGGUACCUGCCAACACCAACAAACAACUUUUCACAACGUGCAUGACACUGCCAACAGCAAAAUAACUAACGGCUUCUGCCCCGACUUCAGCCCCAAUGAUCAUGACAGCACAGUACACGGACUCCUCAAGAAACACAAUUGAAAGAGUUGAGGGUGCGGUUGUGGAACAACAAGCAUCUCUCCUGGCGAGAGGUUGUGAUGUGGCGCAUGCUUGAUAGACGGUUGCAUUUUUUUAACUGAAAGGGACUAUAUUUCAGUCACUACAAAUGAGAUGUUUACCUUACCUUUUUGCUAGCGUUGUGUUCACAUAGUUUUCGUAAGUAGGGUUCUACAUGAUAGCUGUUUUAUGUAUAUUAAUUACAAUUAUUUUUCAUAGUCAGGGUUGUCAAAAGGCAAACUUUGGCUGUUUCAAAUACAAUGCAUAAAUACUUGAAGGGCACUUAUUAAAGGUCAGGGCGUUGGUUUUUUUUGGUUUUGUUUUUUUUUUCUCUGCUGAAUUUUUGAAUAGACUGUGCAUGUUUAAAGUGAGUGGAAAUCAAGCCUUGACAAUGGAAGUGACACAUUUUGGUCAAAUAUUGAGUUUCACAUUUUUAUUUCUGUUAUUUUUUUGUGUGUGUUUUUUUUAAUUGGUAGCUGCCUUUGGCGAGAGAGUGUGGACAUGGAAUUUUGUGCAGUAUUGAGAAGUAUUUACAUGACAAAGGUCCACUCGAGUAUACCAGUGACAAUUGUACCACUUGAAGCAAUUUUUCUGCAUCAAGCCAAAUUUGAGGUGUACUCUGACCUUUUGAGUUGAUUACAUUUUUGCUACGAGUUUGUUAUAUACAUAUAUUUAUACAAUAAUUUUGUUUUAGCUCAGGGUUCAGUAACACAACAGACAAAUAUACUUGUAUGAUGUCAUAAUUUUUGACUCUGGGUUCUGUGCAUGUCUUUUCUUUGUACGACAUCAGAACUGGUCUGCCCAAUCACUCCCUCAUUUAUUCAAGUGUCUUUUUUUAUUUUUUGAAAAGACACAAUGUGGACCAAAAAUGUGUUUGGUGAUUAUGUCACCUGUUAUGUCUGUAUUGUCCCUUUUAGUCAGUGGUGUAAUGGCUUUAAAAGGGGGAAGGGGGCAGGGAUGUGACCAUUGAAAGCACAUUUUGUUUUGGUGGAUUUCCUUUUCUUUUUUUUUUUUUUUUUUUUUUUUUUUUUUUAAAGGACGUCAUUCCAAAUUCCCUUUCUGCCUUACAUUGCCAUACAGUUUGACCAUUCCUAUUAAAUACAGAAUAUUAAUAGCUUCAAUUGCUUGAAAAAAAAAUAUGCUAGUAGUCGUAUUUUUGUAUAAAUUCUCAGUACACUAUAGGCUAGUACAACGACCAUAUUUGGAACCAGCCUGAAACUUCACAAAGCAUGAUGCAAUGAUACUAGUUUCAAUCGUUGCCCAAAAAUGGAAACAAAUUUUGUAUUUAUGCUAUUCUUGUUUAAAAUAUAAAAGGGAUAUUACCAACUCUGUUGGAGGGGGGGUAAUUGCUUUUUCAUUAGCAUAUCCUUUUAAAAAAAAAAAAAGUGUUUUCCCCUUGUAGAUUAUAUACCACUGAAGACUAUGCUUGCAUGUUCCUGUUAAGACUUUCACUAAAGCAAUAUUCCACUUUUUUUUCAGCCUUUCAAAGAGUUCUGUUAUGUAUUUUGAAUAUUCCAAAUGCAGGACAUUUUGUGAAUGUUUGAUAUACGUGUAUGUCUAUAUAUAUAUAUAUAUAUAUAUAUAUUUUUUUUUUUUAAUACUGCCGCAGAUUGUAUUGUUGACGAAAAUGAGCCACAUUUUCUUUUUUCUUCAUGUGAUACUACAACUUAAUGCUGUAUUUUUCAACCACAAUGUGAUGUCCAAUUAUUUUAUUCCUUCUAUUGCUAAGUUGAUUGCUCCCAACCUAAAUUCUGAUUUUUGUAGAGAAACCGAUAGCCUUGAAUAUAAUUUUAAUGCUUGAUAAGAGAAUGUAUUGACAAUCUUGUCACAAUCAGAAGCAAAGCAAACUGAAGUUUUGGUUAAAUUGUUUUUUUUUACACUUUUUAUCCUCCUUAUACCUUUUUUUUUUGUUGUUGAACUGGCGUGCAUAAAAGUCGACUGGCUUUGAGUGUAGGAAUGUGUCGCGCCUUGAGGUGACGUCUGCACCGCAUGACAGGCCGCAAGACGCAACCAAACCCUCCAGAUCGUACGCAUAUUCAAAUGAAGUUUUGAUUUUGAGUCACAAUGCUUUUGAUAUGGCUUUGUGUUUUAUUUCUCUCGAGUAUUUGUGCUUGCACUUUAGUUCUGUUUAUUUUGUAAAGAAAGUUCACAGAUAAAGCAUGUUAAGUUUGUUUACUUUUUUAAUCACAAUAGUCUAUCCAUUGUAGAUUUAGACGAAGCAGCACCGAUUCCCUUAUUUUAGACCAAUUUUGGGUUAUUUGAAUGCCUCAAGUACAACUUUUAGACUGACUUUUCUGCUUCGUCUUGGAACAAACACUUAUAGCAUGAGAAUGAAUGACUUUGCAAACUUGGAAACAUCUAUUAGGUUUGAAUGAGUAAGAAAUGUUUGCACCACACAGUGGAAAUGUAUUUGUCAACAGGUGUUUAAGUAGACAAUUUCCAUGUAAAUGUGAAGGAAACAAUAUUUUGUACAUCCAGAGAGGAAACGUGACUAUGAAAUACUACUCAAACACAAUGGCAAGGACUUGACCUUGAAUCGAAUGUUUUUAAAUCACACCAAGUACCCCCUUUUUUUUUAUAUACUUACAAAACUGUUCAUUUGGAUCGCAAAAGAACGGUAUUAUUGAGUACAUGUGUUUUUCUGUAUUUACACCUGUAACAGUUCCUGUAUACAUUCACCGUUUUAUUCCUGAAUUUUCCAUCUUGCCGUUCUGAAUAUUCAUGCUGCUCGCUAAACACAGUUUGCCCAUCAUUGAGCUGAAGAAGAAAGAUGUUGUGUACUCUUGACAGAGUGAUAUUGUCUUUCUGAUGGUUCACUGCUGGUGGACUAAACAACUGUUUCCUCUGUAGCUUUACAUCACCUCUUUUUUUGUACUCAAGUUUUAUUUUAGAAAUGCGUUUUGAUGAGUCAUUAUUGCAAGCUACUUUGCAUUUGUCUAUUAAGGACUGCUAUGAUGUAACUUGUUAAUGUGACUUGGAUUUAAUUAAAAAAAAAAUAAGCUA